Molecule: messenger RNA, 3006 nt
Organism: Argentina anserina (silverweed cinquefoil)
Lineage: Eukaryota; Viridiplantae; Streptophyta; Magnoliopsida; Rosales; Rosaceae
Product: extra-large guanine nucleotide-binding protein 3-like
Exons: 8
Coding region: 118-2646 (842 amino acids)
Biological process (GO): adenylate cyclase-modulating G protein-coupled receptor signaling pathway
Cellular component (GO): heterotrimeric G-protein complex
Molecular function (GO): GTPase activity; G protein-coupled receptor binding; G-protein beta/gamma-subunit complex binding
Source: RefSeq, a predicted model, not a curated record
UCUCUCUAAAAUCAUACCAUCAAAACUCAACCCAAACAGUCCACUCACAUUCUCUCCUGAUUCUUCGCUUUCUUCCAUUUCCGGUUUUCUCGCGGGUCCUCUAACGGCCGCGCCACCAUGGCUGCUCCGGAGACAGAGGACGCCAAAAACUGGGAGAAGCUGCUCCGAAAGAUGCUGCCUUCCGGGGCGCCGUUGCCGGACGCCGACCAUCUCGACUACUCCAUCGCCUACGAGUACGUCGGCCCGCCGCUGCCCUACGAAGUCCCCAAGGUUGAUCCAGUCGACAUCGACUCGCUUCAAAGCGCCUCCGUCCUUUCGGCUUCGGCUUCCGAGCUCGCGUCGAUUCCGGUGGCCGAGCCGCUCGAUCACCACGCCGCUAAGUUCAGCCGGAUCAGGAGCGGCGACGCCGCGAACCAAACGCAGACCUCGACGUCGUUUUCGAAACCGGCCGAGGACGAUGCCGGAGGAGGAGGAGGAGGAAAGAGAGCGGCGGUGGUGAAAUUCAGCACGCCGAGAGAAUCGGAGACGGAGGACGACGGGGAAAGGUCGGCGUCGCCGAAAUCGGAGCCGACGGGGUCGCCGGUAGCUUGGGCUUCGCCGAUGAAGGUAGGGAGUAAGAGAGGGAUAUGCAGCCGGUGUGGAAAAGGGAACAGACUGAAGGAGAGGGAGUGGUGCUUGGUGUGUGAGUCAAAGUACUGCAGUAACUGUUUGCUGAAGGCUAUGGGAUCAAUGCCGGAGGGGCGAAAAUGCGUGGGAUGCAUCGGGCAGCCUAUAGAUGAGUCCAAGAGGGUUAGUUUGGGCAAGUGUUCAAAGAUUCUGUCUAGAGUUUGUAGUCCUUUGGAGAUUGGGCAGAUAAUGAGGGCCGAGAAGGAGUGCCCUGCCAAUCAGCUCCGGCCGCAGCAGUUAGUUGUGAACGGGAGGGAGUUGAGGGAAGAGGAGCUGGGUGAGAUUUUGGGAUGUGAACUUCCUCCUCAGAAGUUGAAGCCGGGGAGGUACUGGUAUGAUAAGGAUUCGGGUUUCUGGGGAAAGGAGGGAGAGAAGCCUGAUUGUAUCAUUACUCCGAAACUGAAUGUUGGGGGUAAGCUUCGGGGUGAUGCCAGCAAUGGGAACACUAAUGUAUUCAUGAAUGGCAGAGAGAUCACCAAGAUUGAGCUUAAGGUGCUCAAGUUGGCCAAAGUGCAGUGCCCUCCAGAUACGCAUUUCUGGGUGUAUGAAGAUGGAACGUAUGAGGAGGAAGGGCAGAAUAACAUUAAAGGGAACAUAUGGGGAAAGUUUGGUUUUGUCAGGCAGGCUACCACCCGUUUUAUUUGUUCAUUAUUCUCAUUGCCUGUACCAUCUCGUAAUCAAAAUGGGACAAGAGAAGAUCCCACGACACAACCUUCAAGUAGGUCCAUCCCUGAUUACUUGGAUCAGGGAAGAGUUCAAAAACUGUUGUUAUUUGGACUGGAAGGAUCUGGAACUAGCACCAUCUUCAAACAGGCCAAGUUCUUAUAUGGGAAUGAGUUCACUCCCGAGGAGGUGCAGAAUAUGAAGCUCAUGAUUCAAAGCAAUAUGUACAAGUACCUAAGUAUAUUACUUGAAGGCCGAGAACGUUUUGAAGAGGAAGCUUCAUUGGAGAAUACAGAUGAUUCAAUGGCCGCUGAAGCAGAGCCAUCAGUAGUUGAUGAAAGUAAGCAGUGCAUCUAUUCUAUCAACCAGAGAUUCAAGCACUUUUCUGACUGGUUAUUGGAUAUCAUGGCAACCGGAGACUUGGAUGCAUUCUUCCCUGCUGCUACACGUGAGUAUGCUCCUAUUGUAGAUGAAGUUUGGAGAGAUUCUGCCAUCCAGGAAACAUACAAAAGAAGGAAGGAAUUACAUUGUCUUCCAGAAGUUGCCAAGUAUUUCUUAGAUCGGGCCAUAGAAAUAUCAAGUAACGAGUAUGAACCAACCGAGAUGGACAUUUUAUAUGCUGAAGGAGUUACUCAGAGCAAUGGCCUUACCUCUCUAGAAUUUUCAUUUGACGACAGAAGCUCCAUGUCAGAGCUAUACAAUGAAAAUUAUGAAUGCCCCCCUCCUUUAACCAAGUAUCAACUAAUUUGUCUUAGUUCUAAGGGACUGAAUGAUGGGUGCAAGUGGCUGGCAAUGUUUGAGGAUGUAAGGGCAGUGGUUUUUUGUGUUGCUUUGAGUGACUAUGAUCAAAUGUGGGCACUCGGUAAUGGGCGUCUUCAUAAUAAAAUGCUGGCAAGCAGAGAUUUGUUUGAGAGUUUGGUGCGGCAUCCUUGUUUUAGUAAUACUCCAUUCGUUCUUGUGCUGAACAAAUAUGAUGCAUUUGAAGACAAGAUAGUCCAGGUACCCUUGUCAGCUUGCGAGUGGUUCGAGGACUUCAAUCCUGUCAAGCCACUCAGCAAUAGUCAGUCUCUGGCACAGCAAGCAUAUCAUUAUGUGGCCGUGAAAUUCAAAGAGCUCUAUUUAUCCUUAAGUGGUCAAAAGUUAUAUGUAGCGCAAACCCGAGCAAGAGAGGGUAAAUCAGUUGAUGCGGCAUUCAAAUACAUAAGAGAGGUCCUCAAGUGGGAUGAAGAAAAGGAUGAUAAUUUAUCGGGGAUAAAUGGGGAUGACUCAUUUUACAGUACGGAAAUGAGUUCCUCCCCUUACCUCAGGCAAGAAUAGAUACACUGUUGUAUGCAAGGCAACAUUUGUCAAGUGAAAGAUUGAAAGUCGCCGUGAAGGCUGUGUCAUUUGUGCUACUUACCGCUGGUAGAAGGUAGAGUAGCAAACUGAUCAAUUACACUGGAAAUUGUUUAUUUAUUAAUCUCUUGUUUCAAUUUUCCGAUUACAAGUGCAUUUGCUGCUUUCUUCUUCUUCUGUUCUUUUUGUAGAAUGCAUGUGUUAUUAUAAGGGUAGGGCGGAUUUCUUUGACGCUUAUAUUUGCCACUCUGGCUGAUAUUGGUUUGUAAAAUAAGCUCAUUUUGACUGGAGAUUUUUUCUGUACAGUACUUCAUAUGUGAAUAAAAGCAUAUCUUUUGAGGA